Messenger RNA from Knipowitschia caucasica, 3177 nucleotides. Lineage: Eukaryota; Metazoa; Chordata; Actinopteri; Gobiiformes; Gobiidae. The record is from the annotation of a GenBank genome assembly.
AUGGAUCCGUUUGACAGUCGCAAUUCAGAGCGGAUAAACCUACCUCGAAACAUGAUAGAGAACAGCAUGUUUGAAGAAGAGCCUGAUGUUGUUGACUUAGCAAAAGACUCCACCACCUUUCCCACAUUUCCUCCUCUAGACCCUGAUGAUGUGGUGUAUGAGCCAUGCAGCUCUCGGCUACUUGUUCGGGGCCUGGCAGAAAACGACCUGGACGAUGAAGAGGAAGACUGCGAAUCUUCGGCUCGACUUCUUGGUAUGUCCUUCAUGAACUGCAGCUCUACUCAAGGAGUUGCUGCCUCACCUUACACGCGGCAAGAUGCACCAAGCUCCUGCUCUCGGCCCUCUACACGCACAAUGGUUGUGUGUGUGCUCCUGUUGGUCAUAGUUGUCUCUAUGACCAUGGUACUAUACCUGUUACCCGGUUGUACAUUUACCAAGACUGGUUGCCCAAAACAGAAUGAAACAAGUCCCUCUGAAGUCGUCUAUCCUAUUGCCACUAAUGGCGAAGUGUUUCCCUGGGCACAGCUGCGGCUUCCACAAAGCAUACGCCCCCUCAGCUACGACCUCACCCUGAACCCAGACCUUGACAAAAUGACAUUCACUGGACACGCUGUCAUCUCCAUGUUUGUUCGGCAUAAUACUAAGCACAUUGUUCUGCACGGCAUGAAUCUCAAUAUUACUACAGCAACAUUUAAGCUCGGUGACGGAAAGGCUACCGCAGUGACUGUUCUGGAGUAUAAACAAAAGCAACAAAUAGCUGUCAAGCUCACAGAGGACCUGCCGGCUGGCCAGCACUGUGUUUUGACUCUAGAUUAUUCUGCUGACCUUUCUCACACAUAUGAUGGCUUUUACAACAGCUCGUACAUUGACAAAGAAGGGAACACAAUGGUGCUGGCUGCAACACAGUUUGAGCCUUUAUCAGCAAGAAAGGCAUUUCCAUGUUUUGAUGAACCGUCUUUCAAAGCUACUUUUCACAUUAAAAUCAGUCACAAGGAAGACUACAUGUCCCUCUCCAACAUGCCCAAGAGAAAAACCACCAAGUUACCAAAUGGUCUAGUUCUGGAUGAAUUUGAAAAGACCAGUGUCAACAUGAGCACCUACCUUGUCGCAUUUAUAGUUUCCAACUUUACUCCAAUCAGCAAAAACGUCUCAAAUACCUUGCUAUCAGUUUACUCCGUACCAGAGAAAAAAGAACACACUAGCUUUGCUCUUGAUGCAGCCUCCAAAUUGCUGGAGUUCUACAACAACUUCUUUGAUAUUCCUUAUCCUCUCCAAAAGCUUGAUCUAGUAGCAAUCCCGGAUUUCCUGGCAGGUGCUAUGGAAAACUGGGGGUUAAUCACCUUUAGGGAAACCAGUCUUUUGGUGGGUUCACUUUCCUCUGCACUUGAAAAACAAGUGGUUGCCUCAGUUGUAGCUCAUGAACUUGCACAUCAGUGGUUUGGAAACCUUGUGACUAUGAGCUGGUGGAAUGAUUUGUGGUUGAAUGAAGGCUUUGCUACUUACAUGCAGUAUAUGUCAAUACAACAUGUCUUGCCUGAGCUGGACAUUGAAAAUGUGUUCCUUGAUGUGCGGUUAAGAGCAAUGGAGAAAGAUGCGUUGAACUCAUCUCAUGCUGUUUCAACUGAAGUCAACACCCCAGAGCAGGUGGAAGAGAUGUUCGACUCAGUCUCCUAUGAAAAGGGAGCGUCUAUUCUCCUGAUGCUUAAUGCCUCGCUCCCAAAAGACCAACAGUUCAGAAAAGGGAUCAUACAAUAUCUGAAGCAGUUCAGCGGACUAAACACAUACACAAAUGACCUCUGGAACAGUCUCACAGACGUGAACCAGAACGUGUCAGAGAUGAUGAGCUUGUGGACGUCGCAGAAAGGUUUUCCUCUGGUCACAGUUGCUCGUAAAGAACAGGAGGUUACUGUCACCCAAGAGCACUUCCUUCUAACGUCUGAUAAUGCCACUCAUUCCUCCAGUGUGUGGCACAUCCCUGUGAGCUACAUUAAUGACAGCUGUAGUUUGGCUGCUGAGUGCAGACAACUGUUCACCCUAAAGACAAAAUCAGCUACAAUAAAGUUGCCUGCAAAAGUAAAGUGGAUGAAGUUGAACUAUAGAAAUACAGGCUUUUACAUUGUGGACUAUGGAAAAGAAGGCUGGAGUGAACUCUGUGGUGCAUUGGCAAAUAAUUAUCAAAUUCUUACAAGUGAAGAUCGAACAUCAUUAAUACACAACAUUUUUGCCCUUUCCAGGCUUGAUCGUGUGUCAUUUCAGCAAGUUCUCCAGGUUCUAAAAUACUUGUCCAAUGAGACGGAGACCACUCCCGUCACAGAAGCGCUGCUGCAGCUUAACACCGUCUACAACCUGCUCGAUAAACGCCACGAACAUGAACUCGGAGCUCGUUUAAAGGCGUAUAUAUUCAGUCUUUUUGGGUCUUUGAUUAGAAAUCAAACAUGGGAGGAAAUAGACAGUGUGUCAAAACAAGAACUGCGCUCUGCACUGCUUCAGACCGCAUGUCGACUUAAUGACGAAAGCUGCAUAGAAAAGGCUAAAGACAUCUUCAAAAGAUAUGUUGAAUCGAAUGGGACUAUGCGAAUCCCUGGGGAUUUGCAACAAGUUGUUUUCAACGUAGCAGCGCAGUCAAAUGACUGGUCUACUUUAUUUACUUUAUACGGAAUUACCAACUAUGAUGCAGAAAAAAGAAAAAUGUUAAAGGGCUUGGCCUCCUCUCAAGACUCCCAACAGGCUGUAUGGAUUUUACAAGAAGGACUCCGAGGGCAGAUUGUUCAGACACAGGAGUUACCUUUAGUCAUUGCCACUGUGUGUAAUGGCUUUGCUGGCAACUUGUUUGCCUGGGAUUUUAUUCAGGAAAACUGGGAUGGACUGAUUGAAAAAUUUCCUAUUGGAUCAUUUGCAAUUCAGAGAAUUAUCAAGUCUAUAACUUCUCAAUUUUCCACCAAGUCACACCUUGACCAAGUUCAGGGUUUCUUCUCCAGCUUAAAGGAGCGUGGCUCCAACAUGAGAAGUGUACAGGAGGCUUUGGAAACCAUCAAACUCAACAAGCGCUGGAUGGACACUAACCUGGCCUCUCUCCGAAAGCAUCCUUCUAACCCAGGCCAGGAGCAGCUCCAAAGCCUACGUUUGCCCUGUCUUGAGCAAAGCUUUUGGAUUCAAAAAGGGGAAACAGCGAUGUAA